This is a messenger RNA of Lycium barbarum (goji berry), 630 nucleotides long. RefSeq lists its product as uncharacterized. The transcript has 3 exons. NCBI's taxonomy places the organism in Eukaryota, Viridiplantae, Streptophyta, Magnoliopsida, Solanales, Solanaceae. Bases 1 to 630 code for a protein of 209 amino acids. The record is from RefSeq and is a predicted model, not a curated record.
AUGGUUGCCUUUGUUCAGGGUCUUGGGGACCGAGAAUAUAAUAAGAGAGCUAAGUCUGCAGGUAACUUUAGUCAUUGGGGAAGUAGAGGCAGAAAUUUUUUCAAGAACAGAUCAUCAAGACACGCUCCAUCUGCAGCCAGUGCCCCAGCUCCAAAGUUCAAGAAUGAUCAGAAGAGGCUGAAUUUCAGGCCAACUUACUCUUACUCUCACUCUCAGGCUACUGUGGAGGAUCUUCCCGGAGUUCCUCCUGAUAGAGAGAUAGACUUUGGAAUUGAUCUACUUCCCAGCACUGAGCCGAUAUCCAUUCCGCCAUACAGAAUGGCUCCAGCAGAGUUAAAAGUGUUAAAAGAUCUCCAUGAUAAGGGAUUUAUUAGUCCUAGUGUUUCACCUUGGGGUGCGCCAGUCUUGGUCUUUAAGCCGUGUCUUGAUUUAUUCGCCAUUAUAUUUAUUGAUGAUAUUUUGGUGUAUUCUCUUAGUGAGACUGAACAUGAAGAACAUCUCAGAAUAGUGUUGCAGAUACUUCAGGACCGUGAGCUUUAUGCUAAAUUCUCAAAGUGUGAAUUUUGCCUCAAGUCAAUGGCAUUUCUAGGCCAUGUAAUUUCAGGUGAAGGUGUGAAGGUUGACUCUUAA